Molecule: messenger RNA, 2873 nt
Organism: Styela clava
Lineage: Eukaryota; Metazoa; Chordata; Ascidiacea; Stolidobranchia; Styelidae
Source: RefSeq, a predicted model, not a curated record
ACAUAAAAAGGUUUUCUGCAAUAUUGCAAUAACGAUUCAUGGGUUCGUUUCGUGUCCAAUAACACUUGUGCCACUCAGCGAUCGUCCUAACCAACGAACGAAAAAGUGCCGAGAGUCGAGAGACGGACAAGAGCGGGAUACUAAAUAUACUCAGAGAUGUGCAAUUCUGCUACUUUUGCCUAAUUACGGUACGGCACAGAACAAUACGAUAGCCUACAACUAUUACUGAGCACAGGUAUUGUUUUUGAUCUCAAAAGACAAGUUUGAAAACUUCGAAAUGUUAUUUCCAAUUGAUAUCAGCAUUGCAUCUCCAAUUCACUGUCUCCUUGUAGCAGGAUUCGCUUCCUUCUCAUUAGUAUACUGGACCUGUGCGGCCUUUCGCUUUAACAUUAGGAUGGGAUUGUAUUAUCUAUAUUUUAUUUGUAUGGCAACAAUGCUUUUACCUUUCAUGCUUUGGAAUGGGAGAUCAAGAAAAAACAUGUUAUGGUGCUCGUUUGCACAGCGGGUGAGUGGAUGGCUUUUUGGAUUACAUGGUGAAGUUAGUCAUAUAGAAAAUCUAGUCACCAAUGGACCUUCAAUUAUUGUUAGCAAUCAUCAAAGUGCAAUUGAUACUACUGGCAUGGGCAAGCUAUUCACUGAAAGAUCUACCAUUCUGGCUAAAAAAGAAUUACUGUAUGUUGGCCCAUUUGGACUAGCAUUAUGGCUUUCUGGUUUCGUGUUUAUUGAGAGAUCAAAUAAGAAGCAGUCAUAUCAAAUUCUUGAUGAUGUUGCUAACAAAGUGAAAAAUGAGGGUCUCUGCGUUUGGAUUUUUCCUGAAGGGACAAGAAACACAAACGAAGAAAUGUUGCAAUUUAAAAAGGGUGCAUUUCAUCUAGCAAUAAAAGCACAAGCACCUAUAGUUCCUGUCGUAUUCAGUUCUUACAAAAAUUUUUUCAAUCCAAAAGCCAAUAUUUUCACCAGUGGAAAGUAUGUUAUGGAAAUCUUGCCUCCUGUAUCAACAGAAAACCUAACGUUGGAUGAUAUAUCAAAACUUUCGAAUGAUGUCCGUUCUCAGAUGAUGGAUGUAUUCAAUAGACUGUCUGCAAACAACUAUAAUUAAUAAUUGUGUAAACAAGUGCUGCUGGUUAUUACAUUUUCAAUUUGUAUACCAUUGCCCUGUAAAUUUCAUGAAUAAUUUCGUUGCAACAUAACAAAUGAAUCCAAUCUACAGCUAUUGAUUACGGCAUAAUGAAUAAUUGAACUUUAUAACGAUGCUUACUUUAACUCUGUGAUAUAGGAUUCUUGUUUGGGUGCUGGUGUGGAAUGUCAUGGUACUCACUAAUUAUCAAUAUUAAGUUUAACUCUUCAAUUCGAAUAUGUAUACUCUGUUAUUUUAUAUACAUGAUAAUAUUACCUUUACAUCGCGAACAAAUAUGUAAUGUAUGUAUAAUCUGUUAUUUCAUAUACAUGGCAAUAUUACCUUCACAUCGCGAACAAAUAUGUAUACUCUGUUAUUUUAUAUUCUUGGCAAUAUUAGCGUAACAUUGCGAUUUUACUUUAAACGUAUACUAUGGAAGGCCCAUAUUUCAAGCACAACCUUCGAAAAUGCAAAGCUAAACACUAGUAAUAAUCAGAAAACUAACUUCAAGUUGUUGGACCAUAAAAUAGGUUAAUUUUAUCGAUCGUUGAGUAAAAUAAAAGCAGAUUAAGAAAGCUGUUGAAACCAGAUUGUUGCAUUUAGAAAAACUCGACUAAGCUGUCAGAUAUUUUAGAAAUAUUGCUUUCAAUUAUUUAUUUUACAACUAAUUUUUGAACAUUCCAACAUGUCAUUACAAUGAUUCCUAUAUUAUUAAGUAUUUCUAUUUUUUUCCCCAAUACUGCUUAUAUGUUUGUUCUGAAGUUACUGACACAGGGUGCACGAUACUAUUCUAUGAAUCCUGUGAUUUUGGAAAUGUUGAAGUUCACACAACACACUGUAUUAUUUAAAUUCUGCUUUUAUGUUUCUUAUUAAUAUCUUUCCAUCUUAAUAUUCUUCAGUAUUGCAUGAUAUGUUUUCAGAAAGGAUUGGGGUAAAGUCAAUUUCAUCAAAAUUUUAUUAUGCCAGUCUUGCCUUUAGCCAUGAUUCUUGACCUUGAUUGGCAGUUUUAUCAUUUUUGUUUAUUUCUUUUCGGUAUUUUAAAUCAUUUUAUCUUGUAACAUUUAUAAUUUUUUUAAAUUUGAAAUUGAAUGUUAAAUUUAUAAUAUUAAUUAAGUGAUUUUAAGUUUUAAAACUUGGGAGCUUGGCAAGGGUGUUUUGUUAAUGUUUGGUGGUCUCUAGCCCUAUUCCUUAAAGUGUCUGAUUUUUGUGGGAAUGCACUCAAACAUUGAGCAGUAGCCCCUUUUCUACCAUAUUACACAAUACAAUUAAUGCUUCUGAAACAUUGCCAUCGAGUUGAGUGGACCCCCUUUUAUUUCCUUGAAUGCAAAAUGUACCUGUUACUUGGUUGUUACUGUGAAAAAAGAUAUUGCUCAAUUUUUUUCUACAUGUCCUAUAUUUCAACUCUAAUUUUGCUGUUUUUAUAUAUUUAACUUUUCAUAUGACAUUCGUUACGUUUUUUUAUUAAAAUAUUGGCUGAUGUUGGGGUGGUCAUAUUAGAUAUUCAUGUUUGCUCAUUGCUCUUGUAUGAUCGGAAUUAGAACUUAAUAUUACUGGUUUUGAAUUGCUGAAUGUCUGGCAAAUUACUCAACAAUUGGUCACAAACUGCAUACCGCUUCCAUAGUGAAACCCGGUAGAGAAGGGUUGGGACAUCUUUCCGAUGUGUUAUUUAAAUAUAUAUUUCUUGUCUGUUCUGUAAUCCCACAUAAUGUGAUUGUAUAUGUGUCUAUUUGUCAAAUAUAUGAAUAGUAGGAUAGUA